Molecule: messenger RNA, 1503 nt
Organism: Boeremia exigua
Lineage: Eukaryota; Fungi; Ascomycota; Dothideomycetes; Pleosporales; Didymellaceae
Exons: 2
Coding region: 1-1503 (500 amino acids)
Source: RefSeq, a predicted model, not a curated record
AUGUCAGCCAACAAUAAGAAAGGUCUCACAGUUACGAUUGAAAGACGAAACACCGACGACUCGACUUCCUCAGAACUCAAGACACCUCGCACAGCACGCUUCGCGGAAGCGACAUCCGUGCACUCACCCAUUGACGCACCCAAGUCGCCAUUCGCGUCGUAUCCUACAAACCACUACCAACCUCAACCUCAAGUAUCAGACGUCGGCUUCGGCUACGUCCAACCAGUCGAAAUGGAGGAAACAGACCGAAGAUACCUUCCUCCACCAACACCCAGGGGCCCUCUGAAGAGUGCUCUGAAGUCGCCUGGGGCGCCUCCACGGACACCUGGCAGGCCAAGCAUGAUCCUGAGCCCUACCUUCAGGGAGGAGCGCGAUCUUGAGAAGCAAGAAGCUUCUUUGGAGAAGGAGCAGGCUAAGGAUAUCAAAGUCAAGGUCCGAGUAAGAAUCGCAAAGAUCUUCUUGCGCGGUAUCAACUUUGCCUGCAGUCUCAUCGUCCUCUCGAUGGUGGCAACUGCACUCGCCAUCUUCCAUGCGACAAAGGCGCUUCCCAAGCGAAACAACCUUCCCCCAUGGGCCGACAACACCAAGACCUGGCCGCAAAUCCUCCUCUUGACCAUCGCUUGCAUCUCACUCCUCAUGUCCAUCAUCGUCAUGGUUGCCUACUGUAGAGGAGGGCACAAUCGAGCCGAAAAAGUCGCUGCUUACUACACCAUCUUCGCCGUCGGUUUCUUCAUCUUGAGUAUCAUCAUGUGGGCUGUAGGUGCGGCUGUCUUCAACCAAAGCAAAGCGCAGAACAACAACAAAGACAUGUGGGGCUGGUCUUGCGUCGACAACAAGAGACGGCAUCUGUUCGAAGACGACAUUUCUUACGCGCUUGUCUGCCGCCUGCAGAACUGGGCACUCGUCUGCUGCAUCAUCGAGGUUGUCAUUGAGGUUCUCUGCAUCAUCAUCUACGCCAUCGUCUUCUACCGUUUCUGGUCCAAGAGGAAGCUCAGGAAGUCCAUGGCCGUUCGCGACAAGGCUCGAUCCGACUUGUACCUUGCUCAGCUCCGCUCGCAGUCAGCACCAAACACACCAGGAUUCGGACCUCUCUCGCCUCGCUCCGGCGGCUGGCGCCCACCCCCAGGUCACCCAGAUUACAUUGACCCCAACGGCAUGGCGCACGAGGGCAACGACGGCAAAGUUCAGUACGCCCAGGUCCGCGAGAUCGUCCAACCGCAGCCCUUCGCCCUGCAAGCGCCUCCGAUCAAGGUCACCGGCGCCACCCCCAAGAUCAGCCAGGACGGCUUCGACGCACCCGCGCGCUCGCUCACCGUCUCACCCCCGCUGCCCCCCACAUCGCCCGGCUUCGAGCGUCACAAUGACCACGUCGCCGCCGCGCCGGGCGAGCAGCAGUACGCCGCCGUUCCCAUCCCGGGCGCCUACACACCGCUGGCCUCGCCCUCCUACCCACCUCCGCAGCAGCAGCAGCAAGGCUUCGACUUCGGUCCCAGCGCGCGCUAA